GUGACAGCUUGUUUCCUUGGCAACGGUGAUUAUGGAGUUCCAUCCAAGACUCUGAUCAGGGCUACAACUUUUCAAAGGAUGCAGAAUACAGCCCCACUGUGGGGAAGAUGGGAAGAAAAUAUUUUACUGUAGACAAAUAGCUUUAUGCGAGUCGUGAGAAGUUAAUGCAACAGCAAGACAUGUCAAAAAGCUCCUCAGGUCUGAAUACAAGCAGCCAUAGAUUCUGUAAAUCCUAUUCCUCUCACUGUUCUGCUCUAAGUGAUACAGAUACUACUUUGCCAGUUUUAUCAAGACACAGAGGAAUACUCCAGCAGAGCACUGACUCAGGGAUAUCUUCACCACUUCCCUCAGAUUCCUUCAAGUAUCUCACUUGGCAUGAGUUAAAAGAACAUGAUGUUCGCGGAAAUGAGAUUCGUUGCCCCCGGGUGAGAGAAGGGCCUUCAGCAGAAGAGCUGUUUUUCAGAGGAGAAGAAGAUGCCUUGCAAGCAAGAAAACAAGUAACAGAAAAAGAGGAAUGGCAACAGAGGCUGCAAGAAAACUGGGAAAACUGUGCAAAUUUGAACCUUUCAUUUCAGGACUUGGGAGACCUUUACCAGCUAGAAAACUUUAACAGGAUUCUCCGGAGAUUAAUUCGAGUGGAAAGGCUUUGGUUGGUGGACAAUUCUUUGACAGACCUAAGUGCCAUAAGGUUGCCAAGAUGCAAAGAAUUAAAUGUCAGUAAAAAUCAUUUUACAUCCUUCAAACAGCUGCCAAAGAUACCUCAGAUUCGUCACUUGUCACUGGCUGAUAACAACAUUGAGACACUAAGUGGGAUAUCAAACUUGAGAUCUACUCCACUAGAAUCCCUUAUACUCAAGAGGAACCCCUGUGAGUUUAAAGAAAACUACAGGCAGCUAGUGUUCUCCAAUUUGCCAAGCUUGAGAACGCUGGAUGGGGUCCCAAAGCUGCCAGAAGAUUGUCCACCUCCAGAGAUCGGUUUUCUUUCAAAAAUGUGCACCAUACUGUAGCACUGUAUUUUGUAUCAUAAUGGAGCUAAUGGAAUUGCCAUACUUAACAGAACUAAUAAAUCCAGUACAUACACUUUUUUUUCUGAUCAAA
Mauremys reevesii (Reeves's turtle) is the source of this 1098-nucleotide messenger RNA. RefSeq lists its product as uncharacterized. The record is from RefSeq and is a predicted model, not a curated record. The transcript is spliced from 7 exons. Bases 165 to 1007 code for a protein of 280 amino acids. Gene Ontology annotation, molecular function: protein binding. Lineage: Eukaryota; Metazoa; Chordata; Testudines; Geoemydidae.